Messenger RNA from Eutrema salsugineum, 1173 nucleotides. RefSeq names its product putative F-box protein At1g32420. The transcript has a single exon. NCBI's taxonomy places the organism in Eukaryota, Viridiplantae, Streptophyta, Magnoliopsida, Brassicales, Brassicaceae. Bases 1 to 1173 code for a protein of 390 amino acids. The record is from RefSeq and is a predicted model, not a curated record. Gene Ontology annotation, molecular function: protein binding.
AUGGCCAGAAAAAGAUCCGAAAAAAUCAAUCUCCCUCUGGAUAUAACGUUAGAGAUACUAAAGAAACUUCCUACAAAGUCUCUGGCGAGGUUUCAUUGCGUCUCGUAUCGAUGGGCAAGUAUCAUCAGAGAGUUUAUAAUAGUAAAUGACUCGAUCGUAACUCAACGACCGCGUGAUCCCCACUUCAUCUUCCAUCGCAUGACUCAGUGUUUAACUGAUCAAAGUACUUUGAGGGCUUUUUCAUCACACGAAACUUUCUCCAUCUUCUCGUAUACUUACCUUCAACGUCAAAUCACAAACGAAGAACAACUCUACCAUGAGAAAGUCUUUGGAAACGGAAAAGUACGUAGGGCAACGUUUCAAUAUGUACGUGGUUUGAUAGGGUUUUGGUUUCAAGGGUCUAAUCAGUUCAAAAUACACAACCCUACCACUAGUACUAAAACUGUUUUCUUACCCAUUGAGCGUUUACCCACAAGCUGCUCAUUCUUAUUCGGGUACGACCCUUUCAAGAAUCAAUACAAAGUAUUGUGUCUACCACGUUAUUAUCAGAAGGAGUGUUGUAAAGUUUUCAUAUUGGAAGAUUCCUUAAACAUGUGGUGGGACAUCGAAUGCGACAUUGGCCAUCAAUCGCCAUGUGAACAAGCAGUUUGCAUCAGCGGUGUCAUCUAUUACAGAGCAAAGUCGAAAAAGAACUGGAGUUAUGUUUUGAUGAGUUUCCAUCUUAGGUCUGAUAAAUUCAAACUUGUUCAGAUUCCCGAAAAUCUGCCACUUGACGAUAAAGAUACGACUCUUGUAAACUACCAAGGGAAGUUAGGAUGCAUAUGUCGCAUCAACGACGAGGAUGUGGACAUGUGGGUUAUGGAGGAUGCCGAGAAACAAGAAUGGUUGAAGAUUACUUUUGGUUCCAUGCUUCAAGAUUUAUCAACUUGGGAUAUCAGAUUUGCGGGUGUCACAAAUCCUGGUGGUGAAAUCGUUAUAGUCCAUAGAGAAUAUCUCAGUGAGUUUACUUUAGAUGUUUAUUAUUAUGACCCGGAACAAAAGAUUCGAAGAAGAGUUGAAAUCCAGACUCCAACGUCGUUAUUAAGAGUAAGGCCAAGUGAUAUUCUUACAAUAUGGGCUGUAACGGAUCAUGUUGAGAAUAUAAUGUGUUUCCCAAAGGUUUCUGUCUCUUGA